Oncorhynchus keta (chum salmon) is the source of this 5427-nucleotide messenger RNA. RefSeq lists its product as uncharacterized. The coding region runs from base 1 to 5427 and encodes 1808 amino acids. The record is from RefSeq and is a predicted model, not a curated record. The transcript has 7 exons. Lineage: Eukaryota; Metazoa; Chordata; Actinopteri; Salmoniformes; Salmonidae.
AUGGUGUACCAGUAUCACGGGUCUCGUCUGACGGUAAUCUGGUACCGGUUUAAACACGGGUCUCGUCUGACGGUAAUCUGGUACCGGUAUAAACACGGGUCUCGUCUGAAGGUAAUCUGGUACCGGUUUAAACACGGGUCUCGUCUGAAGGUAAUCUGGUACCGGUUUAAACACGGGUCUCGUCUGAAGGUAAUCUGGUACCGGUUUAAACACGGGUCUCGUCUGAAGGUAAUCUGGUACCGGUUUAAACACGGGUCUCGUCUGAAGGUAAUCUGGUACCGGUUUAAACACGGGUCUCGUCUGAAGGUAAUCUGGUACCGGUUUAAACACGGGUCUCGUCUGAAGGUAAUCUGGUACCGUUUUAAACACGGGUCUCGUCUGAAGGUAAUCUGGUACCGGUUUAAACACGGGUCUCGUCUGAAGGUAAUCUGGUACCGGUUUAAACACGGGUCUCUACUGAAGGUAAUCUGGUACCGGUAUAAACACGGGUCUCAGCUGAAGGUAAUCUGGUACCGGUUUAAACACGGGUCUCAGCUGAAGGUAAUCUGGUACCGGUUUAAACACGGGUCUCAGCUGAAGGUAAUCUGGUACCGGUUUAAACACGGGUCUCGUCUGAAGGUAAUCUGGUACCGGUUUAAACACGGGUCUCGUCUGAAGGUAAUCUGGUACCGGUUUAAACACGGGUCUCGUCUGAAGGUAAUCUGGUACCGGUUUAAACACGGGUCUCAUCUGAAGGUAAUCUGGUACCGGUUUAAACACGGGUCUCUACUGAAGGUAAUCUGGUACCGGUAUAAACACGGGUCUCAGCUGAAGGUAAUCUGGUACCGGUUUAAACACGGGUCUCAGCUGAAGGUAAUCUGGUACCGGUUUAAACACGGGUCUCGUCUGAAGGUAAUCUGGUACCGGUUUAAACACGGGUCUCGUCUGAAGGUAAUCUGGUACCGGUUUAAACACGGGUCUCAUCUGAAGGUAAUCUGGUACCGGGUUAAACACGGGUCUCGUCUGACGGUAAUCUGGUACCGGUUUAAACACGGGUCUCAUCUGAAGGUAAUCUGGUACCGGUUUAAACACGGGUCUCAUCUGAAGGUAAUCUGGUACCGGUUUAAACACGGGUCUCAGCUGAAGGUAAUCUGGUACCGGUUUAAACACGGGUCUCAGCUGAAGGUAAUCUGGUACCGGUUUAAACACGGGUCUCAGCUGAAGGUAAUCUGGUACCGGUUUAAACACGGGUCUCAUCUGAAGGUAAUCUGGUACCGGUUUAAACACGGGCCUCGUCUGACGGUAAUCUGGUACCGGGUUAAACACGGGUCUCGUCUGAAGGUAAUCUGGUACCGGUUUAAACACGGGUCUCAUCUGAAGGUAAUCUGGUACCGGUUUAAACACGGGUCUUGUCUGAAGGUAAUCUGGUACCGGUAUAAACACGGGUCUCGUCUGAAGGUAAUCUGGUACCGGUUUAAACACGGGCCUCGUCUGAAGGUAAUCUGGUACCGGUUUAAACACGGGUCUCAGCUGAAGGUAAUCUGGUACCGGUUUAAACACGGGUCUCGUCUGAAGGUAAUCUGGUACCGGUUUAAACACGGGUCUCAGCUGAAGGUAAUCUGGUACCGGUUUAAACACGGGUCUCAUCUGAAGGUAAUCUGGUACCGGGUUAAACACGGGUCUCGUCUGAAGGUAAUCUGGUACCGGUUUAAACACGGGUCUCGUCUGAAGGUAAUCUGGUACUGGUUUAAACACGGGUCUCAGUUGAAGGUAAUCUGGUACCGGUUUAAACACGGGUCUCGUCUGACGGUAAUCUGGUACCGGUAUAAACACGGGUCUCGUCUGAAGGUAAUCUGGUACCGGUUUAAACACGGGUCUCGUCUGAAGGUAAUCUGGUACCGGUUUAAACACGGGUCUCGUCUGAAGGUAAUCUGGUACCGGUUUAAACACGGGUCUCGUCUGAAGGUAAUCUGGUACCGGUUUAAACACGGGUCUCGUCUGGAGGUAAUCCACCGGUUUAAACACGGGUCUCAUCUGAAGGUAAUCUGGUACCGGUAUAAACACGGGUCUCGUCUGGAGGUAAUCUGGUACCGGUUUAAACACGGGUCUCAGCUGAAGGUAAUCUGGUACCGGGUUAAACAUGGGUCUCGUCUGAAGGUAAUCUGGUACCGGUUUAAACACGGGUCUCGUCUGACGGUAAUCUGGUACCGGGUUAAACACGGGCCUCUGAGGAGCUCCAAUAUGGCCGACAGUACUCAACCCAGCAUUAACACUGUGGGGCUCAGAACCAGGUGGCUUCCUGACCAGGCUCCUUCCCCCGGUACUCAACACCAGGUCUCAGGCAAGGAAAGCUCAGUCCCAAGGGAGAGGGACAACAGGUCUUUAGGUUGGCAGGAUCCGAGGAGAAGUUGGGCUAGCAGGACAACAUCCCACCUCAGUGGUAGUGGGACUCCUACCCAGUCUAACAACUCCCUCCCCGGGGCUAACACUAACUCAGAGCCUGCCAGGAAGAGCCCUCUACACAGGACAACCAGCAACAACCAACAGCCUUCACACACUGAGGUUCCACCCUAUGGGACCAGCUCACAGUCUCCUGGAAUCCAAUCUGGGGAUGACUCAGACUCAGAACCCUGUUGGAGAUCUUCUCUACACAGGACCAACAGCUUCCAAACGUCUUCUCCCUGGACGAUCAGGCCAACAGUCCAAAAUAAUCCUUCACACACUGAGAUAACCCUCUCUGCAACCAAAUCUGCACCGUACAGGAGCAACAACCCUCUAUGUAGGACAAACAGCGUCCAACAGAAACCCUCACACGCUGAGUUAACUCCUUAUAGAACCAGCUCAGAGCCUUACAGAGCAACCUCUCUACAAAAACGAACAAGUUGUCUUCCACAAACUUCUCCUGCUGGGGUAGUAUUACCCCCGGCCCCUGGGACCACUACAGGUGCUACCAUCGUCCUGAAGACAACUACACCAGCCUUCUCCUCCAUUACCAUUGCCACCAAGAAGAUCUCCAGGACGGCAAGCCUCCCUGGGUCUAGGAGCUACCACUCUGACGAGACCAAGGUCCCAGGAUAUAAAGCCCCUAGGCCCCAGAGCUACCACUGCAACGAGGCCAGAGCCCAAGGCUAUAAAACCCCCAGGCCCCAGAGCUACCACUGCGACGAGGCCAGGGUCCCAGGCUAUAAAACCCCUAGGCCCCAGAGCUACCACUGCGACGAGGCCAGGGUCCCAGGCUAUAAAACCCCUAGGCCCCAGAGCUACCACUGCGACGAGGCCAGGGUCCCAGGCUAUAAAACCCCCAGGCCCCAGAGCUACCACUGCGACGAGGCUAGGGUCCCAGGCUAUAAAACCCCUAGGCCCCAGAGCUACCACUGCGACGAGGCCAGGGUCCCAGGCUAUAAAACCCCCAGGCCCCAGAGCUACCACACAAACCAGGCCAGACUCUCCACCACCUGCACCUCUGUCACCCAGCAGGACCAGGUCCAUCACCACGACCCCACCGGCAACGACCCCAGCUCCACCCCUGUCACCCUCAGGAGAAAGUCCACCGCCACCAUAGUCAAAGUGACCGAGCACAGAAGGAUGACCUCUGAACCUGUCAACCGACUGAACGGAAGGCAGAGCCCUGUUUCAUCUGUGUCAGGUGACCAACCAAAUGAUCAGGGCACGGCGGUUCACAGGAGAAAAGCCACCGUCAUAAAAGUGACCGAGCACAGAGAGAGCUACAGCCCAGGUCAGGAUGCCAGAGGUGUGAUCAGAAGCAGCAGUAGGCCGUCAGAGUACAGACACAGUUACACAGAGGGAGUGUACAGACACACAUCCCCGUGGCAACAAUCCCCGUGGCAACAAGGAGCCAUGAAUUCAAACAAGAACUCUGUGGAAUCACUCCAUAGUACCCCUCCCUCCCAGUACCUUCUAGAAUCAUCUAUGGACAGGAUAGACAGGCCCAACUCUGCUCUGUUCUUGACUCCAAACAAGUCCACCUCAAGCACUACAGUUGCCCUUAGGGACCCAGAGGGAAGCAGAGGUGGAGGGAAGCCAAUACAGAAGUCUACCCUGAUGCUGUUCAUCAACCCCCCUUCUCCCUCUUCCAGAGAGACGUCCAUAGAGAAGGUUGGUGUAGAGAGAGGAGGCGAAGAGAGACGGGCUCGGGACAGAGCCAGGAGACCAGCGAGCUGCUAUGCUAAUGUCUUUGGCCACACUCACCCGACAGAGCCAUGCCCGGUCUCAGAGACUUUUACUGUUAAACAAGAUGGACCCGGGAACUGGAGCCCAGAGACUGUUACUGUUAAACAAGCUGGACCUGGGAACUGGAGCCCAGAGACUGUUACUGUUAAACUAGCUGGACCUGGGAACUGGAGCCCAGAGACUGUUACUGUUAAACAAGCUGGACCCGGGAACUGGAGCCCAGAGACUGUUACACAAGCUGGACCUGGGAACUGGAGCCCAGAGACUGUUACUGUUAAACAAGCUGGACCCGGGAACUGGAGCAUGGGACUUCCUAACCAGACCCAGAAUUCUAAUAUUGACCCAGUGAGGGACUGGGUCAAGGACACUGCUACCAGCAACAGUAGAUUAAACACUGGAGAUUCUAGCUCUUCCAUCACCGCUAGGGACAGGGAGAUGUGUCCCCCAGAGACAGAGUCCUCCAGACCAGAGGGAAGAGGGACUGAGAGAGGGAUGUGUCCCCCAGAGACAGAGUCCUCCAGACCAGAGGGAAGAGGGACUGAGAGAGGGAUGUGUCCCCCAGAUACAGAGUCCUCCAGACCAGAGGGAAGAGGGACUGAGAGAGAGAUGUGUCCCCCAGAGACAGAGUCCUCCAGACCAGAGGGAAGAGGGACUGAGAGAGGGAUGUGUCCCCCAGAGACAGAGUCCUCCAGACCAGAGGGAAGAGGGACUGAGAGAGGGAUGUGUCCCCCAGAGACAGAGUCCUCCAGCCCAGAGGGAAGAGGGACUGAGAGAGCAGGAGAUCUAACACAACAUCCACACCAGGCAGAUGCCAGGAGCAGCCAACCACAACCUCCAGCUAUCACUCUCAUCAAGCACCAAGAGCCCCAGUCACAUCAGCGGUCUCCCGAGGCUGUCCUCGCCCUCAACGCUGCCUCCGUCAUAGCUCAUAUCAAACUCCAGAGACAACUGAGCCUGAGGAAGACAACACCACGUGACCUUUCUACACAGGCCUCAAGGUCGCCCACAACACCGGAGGGGGGAAAAGCACUGGUGAAGGAUGCUGGUGGUUGUGUGCGACCCAGGACUGAUGACAACAGACUAGACCCUGGUGAGACCACCAGAACCACACAUCACACAACCCAGAUUGAUGUUGGGUUUAUUCCCCUGAAUUCUGACUCUGACCCGGAAACAAGCAAAGCCAACAUUCCAUCACCCAGGGAGGCUCUGGAGCGAUCCAGAGCCACACUUCAUCAGUCAGCUCUCAGGGCAGACUGA